Elephantulus edwardii (Cape elephant shrew) is the source of this 948-nucleotide messenger RNA. RefSeq names its product olfactory receptor 56-like. The record is from RefSeq and is a predicted model, not a curated record. The coding region runs from base 1 to 948 and encodes 315 amino acids. The transcript has a single exon. Gene Ontology annotation, biological process: G protein-coupled receptor signaling pathway. Gene Ontology annotation, molecular function: G protein-coupled receptor activity; olfactory receptor activity. Gene Ontology annotation, cellular component: membrane. Lineage: Eukaryota; Metazoa; Chordata; Mammalia; Macroscelidea; Macroscelididae.
AUGGAGAUAUGGUUGAACCAAUCAUCCACAGAUGACUUUGUCCUCUUGGGCAUCUUUUCCUACUGUGCAACUGAUUUUGUUCUUUUCUCCAUGGUCAUGGCAGUCUUCACAGUGGCUGUUUGUGGAAAUGUCCUGCUCAUCUCCCUCAUCUACAUAGAUGAUCGACUUCAUACACCCAUGUACUUCUUUCUCAGUCAGCUUUCCCUCAUGGACCUCAUGUUGGUAUGUAACAUUGUGCCAAAAAUGGCGGUCAACUUCUUAUCUGGAAGAAAGUCCAUCUCUUUUGUGGGCUGUGGUGUACAAAUUGGCUUUUUUGUUUCUCUUGUGGGCUCUGAAGGACUCUUGCUGGGACUCAUGGCUUAUGACUGCUUUGUUGCCAUAAACCAUCCACUUCACUAUCACAUCCUCAUGAGUCAUAGAGUCUGUCUCCAGAUCGUUGGAGGAUCCUGGACUUUUGGCAUACUAGACGGAAUGAUACAGAUGGUGGCAGCCAUGGCCUUCCCCUACUGUGGCUCCAGGAUUGUGGACCACUUCUUCUGCGAGGUGCCAGCUUUAUUGAAGCUGGCCUGUGCAGACACAUCACUUUUUGAGAACCUGCUGUUUGCUUGCUGUGUCUUCAUGCUCCUCCUCCCCUUCUCCAUCAUCGUUGCCUCCUAUGCUCGUAUUCUGGCUGCUGUAGUCCGUAUGCGCUCUGCCCAGGCCCGUAAAAAGGCUUUUGCUACUUGUUCUUCCCACCUGACAGCUGUCUCUCUCUUCUAUGGGGCAGCUAUGUUCAUCUAUCUGAGACCUAAACGUUACAGGACCCCAAGUCAUGACAAGGUAGUCUCUGUCUUCUAUACCGUUCUUACUCCUAUGCUUAAUCCCCUUAUUUAUAGCUUGAGGAACCAAGAUGUUAUAGGAGCACUGAGAAAGAGUCUGGGCCACUGUAGAAUUGCCAGCCAACACUGA